AUAGCGAAGCAGUUCUGUUUGUAUACAGUGCUCAUCAUGUUUGGAUCUGUGCUGCUUGGGCUGAUGGUGAUUCCCCUCGUUUGGGGUCAGCCGUACCCCAUCCCACCAACCUGCUACAGUAAAGUGCUGGACAUGGGCAGAGAGAUUUCUCAGAGGGCAAUGGAGAUCAAGAGAGACUACGACACAGUGAGAUGUACUGCACACUUGCCUUAUCUGUAUAUUGACAUGCAUAACGCGUGUGUGAUGUCCACUUUGGGCUCAUAUAUGUCCAUGCUGAACGGCCUGAGGGACAGACGCUGUGGCUACACCAGAAAAGUGCAGGAGCUGAGGUCCAAGAUCAAUCAGCUUCACAUCAUCACAACACAGAAGUGUCACGGGGAGCUGGCGUUCACCUACAAUGACUGUGCUGUACUGGUGAGCAUGAGUGGCUGAGAGGAGCCGGACUGAGCAUCAUUACGAGACUAAUGAAACAAAAACACUGCACAGGAAAUAACGCUCUGAGUAACGUACAGUAUAUCAGCGUAUGGGACUGUUAUAACUCAUCAGUCUUUAGCUUUCACCAUAUGUGUCUUUCCUAAAGGUCCAUUAUAUUGCUGCUUAGUCUGAAUUGUGCAAAUGCUUACUGGGCAUUCUGACAGUAAAAGGCCUUCUAUCAGCUUUUCAUUAUGCAUGCUGUAUUUGCACUUUUGUGGAGCAUCUUAAGCUACAAUUCCAUGUAAAAUGGUGCUAUACAAGUAGUUAUUAUAAUUAUAAUAUUCAUUAAUAUUGUUAUUAUUACUAUUAUUCCUAAAUAGUUCAACCCAUGUCUAUGAUCAGAUGUCCUUGCUCCUUUUUUUUAGAGUAUUACUGUUUCAUAAUAUCAUUUAAUAUACAUCACAGUGGCUUUUAAAUCCUGUUUUGCUCUAUUAAAUAUCAUUUAAUCAA
This is a messenger RNA of Colossoma macropomum (tambaqui), 924 nucleotides long. RefSeq names its product CYTL1 domain-containing protein. NCBI's taxonomy places the organism in Eukaryota, Metazoa, Chordata, Actinopteri, Characiformes, Serrasalmidae. The transcript is spliced from 4 exons. The record is from RefSeq and is a predicted model, not a curated record. Bases 37 to 432 code for a protein of 131 amino acids. Gene Ontology annotation, biological process: positive regulation of transcription by RNA polymerase II.